Molecule: messenger RNA, 4197 nt
Organism: Coffea arabica (coffee)
Lineage: Eukaryota; Viridiplantae; Streptophyta; Magnoliopsida; Gentianales; Rubiaceae
Product: protein NLP6-like
Molecular function (GO): protein binding; DNA-binding transcription factor activity
Source: RefSeq, a predicted model, not a curated record
UUCAGACUUUUUCCACUUCCAGUAUUCCACAGCUCGCAGUGACUAGAGUUUGGUGAUAUGGAUUUGUCGUUUGCACCUUGGGAAAAUGUAGGCCACAAACCAGUCAUUGUCAUAGACUCGUGGGGUCAUUGUCUGCUUUUGUCUUUCUGAACUUUGACCUCCUGAACCAUUCUGAAAUCUGAACUCUUUGCAUUCGACGAUGCAUAUACACAGAAGGCAGAAGCUACAAGAUGGAUGAGCUCUUGAACCUCUUUUGGAAUCCUUCUUCUAUGGAUUAUUGCAUAGCCAACAACCCUUAUUCGAGUCUUUGAAUUGGCUAAAAGAGGGGCUUUGAAGAACAAUUCUUGAAGCUAGGAAAUGCAAUCCCAGAUAGUAUCAAAGAUGGAAAAAAACCAGUCUUUACUCAUCCAUGUUGAUGAUCUUAGAGGAAGAUAUUCAGUUUCUGAGUUCAUCAGUCUCAUGCCAAGUCAACUUUCUGUAUCAGACCAGAAGUCCAUCUCCCAUCUUAUGAUCUUCUGUAGCCAAGAUGAAUCUAUUCAAUUCAACAACAACAAAGGGAUUGCGGCAAUCAAAGAAAAGAUCAAAUCUGCACUUGAGGGUUUGGGUGUUUUUCUCUUCCCACUUUAGUGCAACUGUGGAUGCCCAAAACAAUAGGCACCCAACAGCUUCUUGUGACUUCAGAUCUUCCUUUUGGUAUUAGUCUGCUCACCGAAGGACUCUGUUUGUAUAGGAAGCGUUGUUUGGAACACAGAUAUGAUCUUGAUUGUCAAGAAGAGCUUGGCCCUGUUGGACGGGUUUUUAGAAAUGGGGUUUCAGAAUUUAGUCCAUAUGUGUCUUGUUACUCAUCUAAAGAGUUUAAACUGAGGGAUGCUGCUGUUAGAUGUGGUGUAAAUGGAUACCUGGCUUUGCCAGUUUUUGAGUCAGUUAGGGAUCAAUGUGUCGGUGUGCUUGAGCUGAUUACUUCGUGGGAUGGGAAUUAUUACUUUACUGAUGCAAUUGGAAAAGUUAUUGAUGAUGCUUUCAAGGCCGUAGGACUGAGGAUUUGUGAUGCACAUUUGUCACUUCACAAGGAUAGAAUUUCUCAGCAUGAAUUUGACCUCAGUCAAAUUGAGAACGGUUUGAAUGCAUUCUGUCAUGCACACUGUAUACGUUUUGCUCAGACCUGGUUCACAAGCACUGGAGAGAACCAUAAUGAAAGUGUCAUGUGCACAAGUGAAAGGGGAUCAGUUAUGUCAGUCAAGAAGGUUUCCUCCUUCCAAAAGGAUUGCAUUCAGUUUGGCUUAAAGAAAGGACAGAGUGUUGUAUGGAGUGCAUUUACAUCUGGUGCUUCAUGCUUCUGCAAAGAUGUGAAGCAGUUAAGUAUUGAUGAGUACCCCCUAGUACUUAGUGCACGCAAAGUUAACUUAACUGGCUCUUUUGCUGUCUGUCUGCAAAGUAGAUCCACAGGAAAUGAAGUUUAUGUGCUAGAGUUUUUUCUGUGCCCGUACCAACCUUCUUAUGGGAAACCACAGACCCUCUUGAAAGCUUUUUUAGCUGCAGUACAGCAGAACUUUCAGAGUUUCAAGGUUGCAUCUGUACAAGAAUCAGGGGCGGAUACACCUUUGAACAUAAUUAAACUUGAUAGACUGGAUGAAUCUUUGGAAAUGUGUGCAACAACCGGAUCUCAACCUUUGCUUAGAUUCUCACAUAACAACUGUGAGAAUGUACGAACACAGGACAAUCUUCCUGUUCUUCAAAAUAAUGAAGACAUGGUAAAGGCACCAGGAGUGAAGGUUCCCAGAAACCAGUCAAGAAGGCAACUUGAAGAUGCUGAGUGUAUGUCUGAUAUUGUCAUACAUGAAGAAAAGCAGUUAUGCAGAGAGCGUAGCAUAGAUAGACAGACCAACAAGAGAAAAGCUGAUCAUUCCCUUUCUCACGAAGAUGCAAGAGGAUCUGAAAACCACAAUAAGAGAACACGUAAUAGAGACCAAGCACGUUCUGAUUUACCUCCUGACGAAGGCACUACUUCUGUUUCUCACCCUGCAGCACCAGCACCAGAAAAUGAAGGCACAAUUAUGAUAAAGGCAGCAUUUAAGGAAGGCAUGAUUAAGUUUCCACUCUCUCUCUCAUCAGGGAUGAUGGAUUUUGAGAAAGAAGUGACAAAGAGGUUAAAUUUGACAACUGGAAGUUUUUUGAUCAAGUAUCAAAAUGAAGAUAAUAACUACAUUUUAGUAUCCAAUGAUGUGGACUUGCAGAAGUUGAUGUUUGAUAUGAUGUCAAAAAGGAAGAAUACAGUCAAAGUUCUUCUUGAGCCUACUGAGAAUCAACACCUUGAAAUUUCCAGGGGUUCUGUUGGUAGCCCUAUGCUGCAGAUAAAUCCAGUGCAGAACGAGAGUAUAAAGGCACCACCAGCACCAGAAGAAGGCACAAUUAUGAUAAAGGCAUCAUUUAAGGAAGACAUGAUUAAGUUCCACUCUCUCUCUCAUCAGGGAUAAUGGAUUUUGAGAAAGAAGUGACAAAGAGGUUAAAUUUGACAACUGGAAGUUUUGAGAUCAAGUAUCAAAAUGAAGAUAAUAACUACAUUUUAGUAUCCAAUGAUGUGGACUUGCAGAAGUUGAUGUUUGAUAUGAUGUCACAAAGGAAGAAUACAAUCAAAGUUCUUCUUGAGCCUACUCAGAAUCAACACCUUGGAAGUUCCAGGGAUUCUGUUGGGAGCCCUAUGCUGCAGAUAAAUCCAGUGCAGAAUGAGAGUAUAAAGGCACCACCGGCACCAGAAAAUGAAGGACAAUUAUGAUAAAGGCAGCAUUUAGGAAGACAUGAUUAAGUUUCCACUCUCUCUCUCAUCAGGGAUAAUGGAUUUUGAGAAAGAAGUGACAAAGAGGUUAAAUUUGACAACUGGAAGUUUUGAGAUCAAGUAUCAAAAGGAAGAUAAUAACUGCAUUUUAGUAUCCAAUGAUGUGGACUUGCAGAAGUUGAUGUUUGAUAUGAUGUCACAAAGGAAGAAUACAAUCAAAGUUCUUCUUGAGCCUACUCAGAAUCAACACCUUGAAAGUUCCAGGGGUUCUGUUGGUAGCCCUAUGCUGCAGAUAAAUCCAGUGCACAAUGAGAGUAUAAAGGCACCACCAGCACCAGAAAAUGAAGGCACAAUUAUGAUAAAGGCAUCAUUUAAGGAAGACAUGAUUAAGUUUCCACUCUCUCUCUCUUCAGGGAUAAUGGAUUUUGAGAAAGAAGUGACAAAGAGGUUAAAUUUGACAACUGGAAGUUUUGAGAUCAAGUAUCAAAAGGAAGAUAAUAACUACAUUUUAGUAUCCAAUGAUGUGGACUUGCAGAAGUUGAUGUUUGAUAUGGUGUCACAAAGGAAGAAUACAAUCAAAGUUCUUCUUGAGCCUACUCAGAAUCAACACCUUGAAAGUUCCAGGGAUUCUGUUGGGAGCCUAUGCUGCAGAUAAAUCCAGUGCAGAAUGAGAGGAUCAUGACCAUAAAGGCAACAUAUAAAGAGGAGACUGUAGAGCUUCAGGUUUCCCUUUCUUCAAAAUUGAUGGAACUGAAAAACGAAGUCAUGAAGCAGUUCAAGUUAAGCGGUGACAGCUUUGACAUCAAGUGUCUAGCUGAACCCAAUGAAUGGAUUCCAUUGACCAGCGACAAUGAUUUGCAUAAUUGUGUGACUAUCAUGAAACCACAGGAAAACCCAACAAUCAGACUUGCUGUUGAGCCAUGCACCAAUCAGAUUCCUGAGGAAGUUGCUACUUCUGCUUCACCUCCUAUGCCACAAGCUAUGACAAUGCAAAAUGAAAGCCUCAUGACAAUAAAGGCAACAUACAAAGAAGUCAUGAUAAAGUUUCAGCUCUCUCUUUCAUCAGGACUGAUGCAACUCAGAGAUGCGAUAAAGAAACGGCUCAACCUGAGUGGUGAAAGUUAUGAGAUCAAGUAUCAAGAUGUCAAUAACAAUUGGAUUUGUCUAUCCAGAGAUGCAGAUUUGCAGAGUCAUUUAAGAGCUAUGAGAUCAUCAGACAGGUCAACUGUCAGACUUCAUAUUGAGCCCUUGAAGACAUAGCCUCAAAAGGUUCACUAUGCUUACUGUUUCAGUUUGAACUUCUUUUUGUGGAACAUAUAUACAGGAGCCACAAACAAUUUCUUAAUCUUCAAUAUCUAGCUUGUGUGAGAGGGAUCAACCUACACAUAAAUUUUAUUAUACAAUUAACUACCAACCUGUUGGGG